AUCAGCAUCUUGUGACAAUCACGGUGUGCGCUAGCACUGGAUAUGGAUACAUCAUCAGUACUAACAUUCUUGCUGCUAAUCUUGACUGCUAAUGCAGCUACUGCUGCUCCUUCUUAUGAUUGGAAAAGCUUAAACCGGCGCAGUCUUUUGGCCAAUGGCCUUGCAGCAACUCCUCAAAUGGGGUGGAAUAGUUGGAAUCAUUUCAACUGUAUGAUUGAUGAAAAAAUCAUUAGAGAAACAGCUGAUGCUCUGGUCUCAACUGGUCUUGCUAAGCUCGGGUAUAUAUACGUCAACAUUGAUGAUUGCUGGGCUGAACUUUCCCGUGACGACAAGGGUAGCCUAGUGCCUAAAAAGUCCACAUUUCCUUCUGGUAUCAAGGCUUUGGCCGACUACGUUCACAGCAAGGGACUUAAGUUGGGAAUAUACUCGGAUGCUGGGUAUUUCACUUGUAGCAAAAAAAUGCCUGGUUCACUUGGACACGAGGAGCAAGACGCGAAAACGUUUGCUUCAUGGGGCAUAGAUUAUCUGAAGUAUGAUAACUGUAACACGGAUGGAUCAAAGCCAACCAUUCGAUACCCUGUGAUGACAAGAGCUCUGAUGAAUGCCGGCCGGCCCAUCUUUUUCUCACUCUGUGAAUGGGGAGAUAUGCACCCAGCAUUGUGGGGUUUUAAUGUGGGAAAUAGUUGGAGAACUACGAAUGAUAUUGCUGAUAACUGGGAUAGCAUGAUCUCUAGAGCAGACCAGAAUGAAGUCUAUGCUGAACUUGCAAGGCCCGGUGGCUGGAAUGAUCCUGACAUGCUUGAGAUUGGAAAUGGAGGGAUGACCCAAAAUGAAUAUAUUAUCCAUUUUAGUCUGUGGGCAAUCUCCAAGGCUCCUCUUCUCAUUGGUUGUGAUGUGAGAAAUAUAAGUAAAGAUGUAAUGGACAUUAUAUCAAAUUGGGAGGUGAUCGCCGUCAAUCAAGACAAGCUCGGUGUUCAAGCUAAAAAGGUCAGAAUGGAGGGUGAUCUGGAGGUCUGGGCCGGGCCACUUUCCGACUACAGAGGCGCCCUUACUGCUUACUGGGACGAUAUUGGUAUCCCUCCCAAGAGUACUGUAAUUGCAAGAGACCUCUGGGAGCACAAGAAUCUGAAGCAAAGAUUUGUAGGAAAUAUAACAGCAAUGGUGGAUUCACAUGCAUGCAAGAUGUAUAUAUUGAAACCAGUUGCUUGAGGAUUUUUGGGAGUUGGGAUGAGAAAUACAGUAAUAGUUGAAGCAAAGGGGGUGCCUAAGAUUGGAUUAUUGCUGCCCCUCUUGAUGCAUUGUCAAACAAUUGUUGUGAUGAUGAAACAUUUCUGCAAUAAAAUUGCCAAUCAUGUGUUAGGCAUUAAGGCAUAUUAAUAACAUGGGAAGCAGUGGUUCCUCCCUUCUUGCAUCACAGAAUGUCAGUUCCCUCCUUUCUUCACAAAACUUUCAGGCCAAAUUGCAUAUUUUUUCAUGUGUUUUCAAAAUUUAGCUAAAUAUAGUACACUUGUUCUUCACCUUUAGUUGAAGUUAAUAGCGUUAAGUUUUUGUUGCAAAA
Molecule: messenger RNA, 1558 nt
Organism: Sesamum indicum (sesame)
Lineage: Eukaryota; Viridiplantae; Streptophyta; Magnoliopsida; Lamiales; Pedaliaceae
Product: alpha-galactosidase 1
Biological process (GO): carbohydrate metabolic process
Cellular component (GO): plant-type cell wall
Molecular function (GO): hydrolase activity, hydrolyzing O-glycosyl compounds
Source: RefSeq, a predicted model, not a curated record